AUGGCUCCCAACUUUCAUCCAGACGAGAGGUCUUAUCAGUUCGCCAAGUGGACGACGGAAGAAUGCCUUGAAGUCGGCAUUGACUGGACAGACCCAGAGUCCCUGAUCAACAAGAGGUCAAUCCCAGUUACCUACUUCCUUGAGUACCCCGUGAUCCCCAACAUCAACCUCAAGAAACAAGCGGAGGAUGAAGGAGUAGAGGGCUGCUGCGUCGACUACGACAUCGAAGGCAGCGGGGUAUGGGUACCUUGCCUGGUGCUCUCGGCGGCCAAGCUGUUCACUGUCAUAGUUGCGGGAUACAACCAUCCCACUCAAGUGCCUCGUCAUCGCGUCCUCCUGCUCGACGAGAAUCCUCGACUCUUUGCCAGAAGUCUGCACAAGGCGCUGAGGGAGCGGGAGCGAGCGGAGACGUUCUUGCGAUACAACAUCUACGCCGAGAAUAUGCCGACGUCAGACCUGCCUCCGAUGACGCCAUGGGAAAUCUCCCGCAUCACCAGCUCCGCGCUGAACUCAAAGACGCUUGCAAAGUUUGGAGAAGGAGGGAUGACAAGCAUGCUGCUGGACGAGGUCAGGACUGAUCAUGAGCUGACUCUAAAUCAGAUCGUCCUCAAGUCCGUCCUGCAAGACAAGAAGGACCAGAAGGAUUUCUCCCUCCUCGACCUGACCUGCCUGGACAUCAACACGCCCAAGGCACCGGCCCCGCAGACUGGAACCAUCGUGGUGGAGCCGUACAGCUUCGCAAACGCGUUGAGAGAGUUCCAGGAGAAGACCCUGCUCUCGUUCAAGGAGGUCGUGCACGCCCUGUGCAACGUGCGAUCGGAGUGCAGCAAGGUGUUGGAGCUGCAGCUGCUGGUCACUGAGUUCAAGUCCAGCGUUAGCCUCACCGAGUUCAAGCGCAUCCAGACCGACACGGUCAAGUAUGUCGUGCAGACCCUCAAGCGGAACUGGAUCGACGGGAUCCGCAUCGGCAUCUCGACGCAGCUGGACGGGCUCAAGAACGAGCUGGACCUGGAGGUCAACGACAAGAAGAAGUUCGAAGAGAGCCCCCUCCCCAUCCUUCUGCGCCAGGUGAGGUAUGUCAUGGAGCAGAGCCUUCGAGUGCUGGUGGAAGAGAGCGCCUCUGCCUACACCAAGUUCCUCUCGGAUCUGACGGACAUGGACGUGCAAGUACUGUCCACCGACUCCGUGACCAUCAGGCACAACCAGCAGGAAGAGCACCUGCGGGAGAGAGACCCGUUCUUCCUCGUCGAGCUCAAGUUCGAGGACGGGAUGUUCGUCUACACCACCAGCCCAGCUGACUUUGAGCGAGAGCCAGUCGAUCUCUUCAUCGAAGCCCUUGUUGCAGUCUCCGACAUCCCCCGCGCCGACUCCUACGUCCUCAAGAAGCUCUUCCUUGGUCGACUCAUGUGUCUCUACUCGAUCGGGCCCGAGGAAGACCAGAUGGUGAGGAGGAUCGAGCUGAUGAGGGAGCAGCUGCACAAGGUCUGCAGUCCCCUCACUGAGUACCUCCGGCUGUACGACGAGUACCUCGAGUUCCUCAACAUGGACCUGAGCGAGUACGUUCGCUCGCACGAGGAGAAGGGUUUGUCGCUGCAGGAGGACAAGGACGAGGUCAGACGACUCAAUGACGAGAAGGCUCGGAUUACAGAGAGCAUCCCUCCCUCCAUCAGGAUCGGUAUCUUCCAGGUGGACUGUCAGAACGUCAAGCAGCAGCUGCAGACCAAGUUCGACCUGCUCGUCAGAAUGAUUCUUUCCCUCAUUGCGCAGAAGGCGUCGGAGCUGAGCAAGAACAUCGGCUCCAAGUUCACUGACAUCCACAAGAAGUUGCUCCUGCAUCCGGAGAGCGUCGAGCAGAUCGUUGAGAUGGAGGAGUACAUCAAAGAGAUCCCUAAAAAGACGGCAGAGAUCCACAUGGUUCUAGUCGACAUGCUCUCACAGUUCGAAGUCCUCGAGAACUUCUCCUUCCAGCUCAGUGACGAGCAGUUCAGCGACAAGUGGUCGGCGUACGCCUGGCCAAAGACGCUGGAGCAGACGAUCGGCGACGCCAGCCAGAAGAUGGAGGAGAAGAGAGAUGCGUUCAAGAACGAGCAGAUCGCUGAGCAGGAGGCGUUCGUGGACAAGCUCGACCAGAUGGAGGCGAUCAUCGAGACCUACCACCAACACAACUCCCUCAGUAACAUCGAUACCAUCGCCCCUGACGUCCGGGCCAAGGCGCAGACUCUCAAGGAGUACACGGAGUUGUCCAAGGUCUUCAAUCAGCGAGAAGUCCUCUUCGGCCUCGAGCCGACCAACUACGAGCGGGUGCACAGGAUGGGCAAACAGUUCGAGCCCUACACGCAGCUGUGGAUCUCAACGGACGACUGGAGGACGUGGAAGCAGUCGUGGCUGGUGGACGACUUCACCUCCCUGCAGCCCGAGACCAUGGACCAGGAGAUCCAGGAGACCUGGAGAAACCUGCUCAAGGCCAGCAAGGCUCUUGCCGACUACCCCGAGUGUCAGAAUAUCGCUGACGAGAUCCGGGCUGACAUCGACGAGUUCAAGCCGCUCAUGCCCGUCAUCGCCUCCCUGCGCAACCCCGGGCUCAAGGAUCGUCACUGGGAGCAGAUGUCAGCAGAGCUGGGAUUCGAGCUGAAGCUGGGAAAGACGCUGAAGAACCUGCAGGACGUGAUCGCCCUCGACCUGCAUGCCCAGCAGGAGAAGAUCGUCAAGAUCUGCGAGACGGCGGCCAAGGAGUACUCGAUCGAGGCGGCGCUCAACAAGAUGCAGAACGAGUGGGAGCAUGUGGAGUUCGAGAUCAUGCCGUACCGCGAGACCGGCUCCUUCGUGCUCAAGGGGUCGGACGAUAUCCAGCAGAUGCUUGAUGACAACAUCGUCAUGGCGCAGGCCAUGAGCUUCUCCCCCUUCAAGAAGCCUCACGCCGAGAGGCUCGAAGCCUGGGCCCAGAAGCUCAACAUGAUGUCGGAGAUUCUAGAGCAGUGGCUCAACUGCCAGAGGAAUUGGAUGUACCUAGAGCCAAUCUUCAGCUCUGACGACAUCAUGAAGCAGCUGCCGUCGGAGGGUCAGAAGUUCAAGGCCUGCGACCGGCAGUGGAGAAAGUACAUGAAGAUGGCAGCCGAUGACCCCAACGCCCUUCGCUUCACCGACACGCCUGACCUCCUCGGGAUUUUCAUGCAGGCCUACCUCACGCUCGAGCAGGUACAGAAGGGUCUGUCGGACUACCUCGAGACCAAAAGGCAGGCGUUCGCUCGCUUCUACUUCCUCAGCAAUGAGGAGCUGCUCGAGAUCCUGUCACAGACUAAAGACCCGCGGGCAGUCCAGCCACACCUGCGCAAGUGCUUCGAGGCCGUGGACCGAGUCACGUUCGAGGAGGACCUGGCCAUGACGUCCAUGUGGUCGGGGGAGGGAGAGAACGUCGUGUGGGACGGGAAGGUGUACCCUGAGGGGAACGUGGAGUUCUGGCUGACCGACGUCGAGAGGAUGAUGCGCAUGUCCAUCAACACGCAGGUAGGAUACUCGGUGGAGGACUAUGCCAAGGAGAGCCGCCCGGUGUGGGUCCUCAAGUGGCCGGGCCAGAUCAUCCUGGCGUGCGACCAGAUCUACUGGACGAGGGAGACGGAGGAGGCGAUCAAGAAGCUACAGCUGAAGGAGUACCACGAGCAGUGCCAUCAGCAGCUCCUGGACGUGACGAAGCUCGUCAGGACUGAUCUGAGCAAGAUGCAGAGGGUCUCCCUCGGCGCCCUCGUGACCCUCGAUGUCCAUGGCAGAGACGUCGUGGAGAACCUGCACAAGGUUGGCGUCCAGUCCACCAGAGACUUCGAGUGGUCCGCCCAGCUGAGGUACUACUGGGAGAAGAGCUCGGAGGGAUUCAGCGGCGACUUUGGGAGCUUCGUGGUGCAGGUGGAGAACAGGUUCCGCUACGGCUGCGAGUACCUGGGGAACAGCAUGAGGCUCGUCGUCACUCCCCUCACCGACAGGAUCUACCUCACCCUUACCGGGGCCCUCGGCAUGGCACUCGGCGGGGCUCCGGCAGGGCCAGCAGGGACCGGGAAGACGGAGACGACCAAGGACCUCGCCAAGGCGCUGGCGAAGCAGUGCAUCGUGUUCAACUGCCAGGAGGGGAUGGACUACAUCAUGGUGGGGAAGUUCUUCAAGGGGCUGGCCAUGUCCGGGGCAUGGGCCUGCUUCGACGAGUUCAACAGGAUCAACAUCGAAGUGCUCUCCGUCAUCGCCCAGCAGCUGCUCACCAUCAACCAGGCCAUCGUCAACAAGCUGGAGCGGUUCGUGUUCGAGGGGGUGGAGAUCUCGCUGAACCCGGAGAACGCUUCCUUCAUCACCAUGAACCCGGGCUACGCGGGGAGGACCGAGCUGCCCGACAACCUCAAGGUUCUCUUCCGCCCAGUCGCCUGCAUGGUCCCCAACUACGCUCUCAUCGGGGAGAUCCGCCUCUUCUCCUUCGGCUUCCAGGACCCGAGGAACCUGGCGGAGAAGAUGGUGAAUUGCUUCAAGCUCUCUUCAGAGCAGCUCUCCUCCCAGGACCACUAUGACUUCGGCAUGCGAGCAGUCAACACUGUCAUCUCCGCCGCCGGGCUCAACAAACGCAGCCAGCCGGACGCAGACGAGGGCAUCCUUAUGCUCCGCGCGCUCAAGGACUCGAACCUGCCCAAGUUCCUGACGGACGAUAUCGUGCUCUUCAGCGGUAUCAUCUCGGAUCUCUUCCCCGGCGUGAAGCUGCCGGAUCCCGACUACGGCUCGUUGAUGGAGCAGAUGAAGUUGACUACAGCUGAGAUGGGCCUGCAGUGUGUUCCUAACUUCAUGACCAAGGCAAUCCAGUUCUACGACGUCACCGUCCUCCGCCACGGACUCAUGACUGUCGGGCCCACCGGAGGAGGAAAGACUUGCUGCAAGAACAUGCUGGCCAAGGCACUGACGAUGCUCAAGAAGAAUCAGGACGAGUACUACGAGGUCAGGCAGCUGAUCAUGAACCCCAAGUCCAUCACCAUGGGUCAGCUCUACGGCAGCUUCGACGAGGCUACUCACGAGUGGUCGGACGGCAUCCUAUGCAAGCUCUUCAGGGAGGCCGUCUACGACACCAGCGAGAAGCAGAAGUGGGUUGUCUUCGACGGGCCGGUUGACGCGCUCUGGAUCGAGUCGAUGAACACCGUGCUCGACGAGAACAAGAAGCUGUGCCUGGUCAGCGGGGAGAUCAUCACCAUGACGUCAUGGAUGAGGAUGGUGUUCGAGGUCGAGGACCUCUCCGUAGCCUCCCCCGCUACCGUCAGCCGCGUCGGCAUCAUCUACGUUGAGCCCAGCUCGUCCGUCGGCACUGCCGCCAUGGUGACCUCCUGGCUCCAGACCCUCCCCGAGGCCGUCAGGCCGAUGGAGAAGCAGCUCAAGACCCUGUUCGACCAGAUGCUGGACGAGGCGCUGGACUUCCAUCGAAGGAACCUGAGCAGCUUCGUCAAGACGGUCGAGCCCAACCUGUGGCGUUCGGUGCUCAACGUGCUCGACGGCUUCCUCAAGGAGUACAACGUGAUGGAGGGGCAGGCGGUGGACCCUGAGAGGCUGGAAGCUCUCAAGACCAACAUCGAGCCGAUCUUCCUCUUCUCCAUCAUCUGGGGCAUCGGAGGGGCCCUGGACGCGCCGAGCAAGCUCAAGUUUGACCAGUGGAUGAGGGGAAAGAAGAACUUCCCAGCCAAGAAGACCGUCUUCGACUACGCCUACGACACCCAGCAGUGCAAGUGGAAGGGAUGGAUGGAGACUAUUGAGCAGGCUCCCAUAGACCCCAGGAAGUCCUUCUCCGAGCUCAUCGUUCAGACCCCCGAGUCCGUCAGCUACGCGUUCAUGAUCGAGCACAUCUGCUCUCAGAUGAAGCACGUCCUCUGCAUCGGCCCCACGGGCACCGGCAAGACGCUGGUGGUAAAGCAGAAGCUGAUGAAGGGGAUGGACCCUUCGGUCUACAGCCCCAUCUUCGUCACCUUCUCCGCUCAGACCACCGCCAACCAGACGCAGGACAUCUUGGACGGCAAGUUUGACAAGCGGAGGAAGGGAGUGUUCGGCCCUCCCGCAGGGAAGAAGUUCACCAUCUUUGUCGACGAUACCAACAUGCCUCUGAGGGAGCAGUACUUCGCCCAGCCCCCCAUCGAGCUCCUGCGGCAGUGGAUGGACCAUGGCGGCUGGUAUGACAGGAAGACUCAUCAGUUCUGCCAGAUCAUCGACGUCAUGUUCGUAGGAGCCAUGGGUCCCCCGGGAGGCGGGCGCCAACCCGUGACCAACAGGUUCCUCAGGCACUUCAACCAUGUUUCCUUCCCCGACAUGAACGACGACAGUUUGCGUCUUAUCUUCCGAACCAUCUUUGCUGCCCACCUGGAGACCUUCUUUCCGCCCAAAAUGAAGGCCCUCCUGGACCCGAUCUGCGAGGCUUCGCUCGACCUCUACAACAACUGCCUCAAGUCGCUGCUGCCCACCCCCGCCAAGUCGCACUACACCUUCAACCUGAGGGACCUGGCCAAGAUUUUUCAGGGGAUCAUGAUGGCAGAUAGCAAGAAGAUCGGGGAGGACGAGGGGAUGGUUAUCCGCCUUUGGGUCCAUGAGUGCACUCGUAUCCUCAGGGAUCGCCUGACCGACACCCCGGACAGAGAAUGGUUCGACGACCUCGUCGUUGACUUGAUUGGAGACUACAUGGUUCCUGGAGCUGAUCCAAGGAUGUACGUCGAAGUUCAGGACCUCGCGCUGCUGAGGAGAACGAUGGAAGGAUAUCUGGAAGAGUUCAACGUGUUGACCAACAAGCCCAUGAAGCUGGUUCUCUUUCUCGAUGCCAUCGAGCACGUGUCAAGGAUCUCAAGGAUUCUUCGUCAGCCUCGCAGCAACGCUCUGCUGUUGGGAGUGGGAGGAAGCGGCAGGCAGAGCUUAACUCGAGUCGCAGCCUUCUGCGCGAGCAUGGACUGCACUCAGAUCGAGAUCGCCAAGGGCUACGGGAAGAACGAGUGGAGGGAGGACAUCAAGAAGAUUUUGCUAAGGGCUGGAAAGGACGGAAAGCCAACGGUCUUCCUCUUCACAGACACUCAGAUAGUGAUGGAAUCAUUCUUAGAGGACCUCAACAACAUCCUCAACUCAGGAGAAGUCCCCAACAUCUUCGACAUGGCGGAUCAGGAUCAGAUCAUGAUGUCCAUCCGAUCCAUCUGCCAGGCCGAAGGCAUUCCCCUCACGAAGCAGAACAUGUACGAAAGGUUCUUAGUCCGCAUACAGGCCAACCUCCACCUCGUCCUCGCCUUCUCGCCCGUCGGCAACUCCUUCAGGAACAGACUGCGGCAGUUCCCCAGCCUCGUCACCUGCUGCACCAUCGACUGGUUCACCGAGUGGCCGGCGGAGGCGCUGCGGGGAGUCGCGAGCGAAUCGUUUGCGGAGAUCGAGUUCCCGUCGCAGGAGGUCAAGGAUGGGAUCAUAUCCAUCUGCCGGGACAUUCACCAGGGGGUCGAGGAGGCGUCGCAUCGAUACGCGGAGGAGAUGAGGAGAUACAACUAUGUUACUCCCAGCUCCUACCUGGAGCUCCUGACCACCUUCAAGAAGGUGCUGAAGGAGAAGAGGGAGGAGAUCGGGACGGCGAAGAGGAGGCUCUCGGUCGGGCUGGACAAGUUGAUAUCGACGGAGAAGGACGUCGAGACGAUGAAGCAGGACCUGAUUGAGCUCCGUCCCAUCCUGGAGAAGACGACGCAGGAAACCGAAGAGCUCAUGGUCACGAUCGAGAAGGACAAGAUCAGUGCUGCGGAGACCAAGGCCGUGGUGGAGGUGGAGGAGGCAGCGGCUGCCAAGAAAGCGGCCGAGUGCAAGGAGAUCAAAGACUCGGCUGAGGCCGGGCUGGCGGAGGCUCUGCCAGCCCUCGACGAGGCGGUGGCGGUCCUGAAGAACCUGAAGCUCUCGGACAUCAGCGAGGUCGCCAAGUACUCGAACCCUCCCGCCCUCGUCAAGCUCGUCCUCGAGUCCCUCUGCAUUAUGUUCCAGAUCGCUCCUGCCAAGGUCGGAGAGGCAGGCAAGAAGGUCGACGACUACUGGCCUCCUGGCAAGAAGCUGCUGGGAGACGCCAAGGGCCUUCUGGACAGCAUGUUUGACUACGACAAGGAUCACAUACCGGACAAGGUGAUUAAGAGAAUCGAGCCGUUCAUGGUCAACCCGGACUUCGAGCCCAACAAGAUCUCCAGCGUCUCCAAGGCCUGCACUGCCAUGUGCCAGUGGACCCGCGCCAUGUACACCUACCACGAGGUUGCGCUGCAGGUGGAACCCAAAAGAAUCGCGCUGGCCAAAGCGGAGGAGGAGCUGAAGAUCGUAGAGGGGAAGCUACACGUGCUGCAGGCACAGCUGAAGGAGGUGAUGGACCGCCUGGCCCACCUGGACGAGAAGUUCCAGGAGUCGAUGCACAAGAAGGAGGAGCUAGCAAACAAGGCGGAGGACUGCCGGGUCAAGAUGGACAGAGCAGAUCGCCUGCUCGGGGGCCUCGGGGGGGAGAAGGUUCGCUGGUCGGAGACUGUGGUGAAGUUUUCCCACAUGAUGGACAACGUCAUCGGGGACGUGGUGGUGGCUGCCGGGGGCAUCGCGUACCUGGGCGCGUUCGUUGCCUCGUACAGGGAGGAGCAGGAGAAGUUCUGGUCGGAAAAGCUCAAGGAGUACGGCAUCCAGCUGACAGCAGGAGCCGGAGUGCGCAGCACGCUCGCCGAUCCCGUGCAGAUCCGAGCAUGGAACAUCAGCGGGCUGCCGACCGACGUGUCGUCCAUCGAGAACGCCAUCAUCCUCAGCAAGUCUCGCCGCUGGUCGCUGAUGAUCGACCCGCAAGGGCAGGCGAACAAGUGGAUCAAGAACAUGCAGAAGGGCAAGGGCCUGGAGGUCAUCAAGCUCUCCGAGAAGGAGUUCCUCCGCACCCUCACCAACGCCGUGCGCUUUGGCAAACCCGUGCUGCUGGAGAAUGUCGGGGAGGAGCUGGAUCCCUCCCUGGAGCCCAUCCUGGCGAAGCAGAUCUUCAUGCUCGGGGGUGUGGAGAUGAUCAAGAUAGGAGAUGAGACGCUGGAGUACAACCCGGACUUUUCCUUCUUCAUCACCAGCAAGCUCCCCAACCCUCACUACUCCCCUGAGACCUGCGUCAAGGUCACCCUCCUCAACUUCACCGUCAACCAGUCCGGGCUCGAGGAUCAGAUUCUCGGCAUCGUGGUGGGGAAGGAGCGCCCCGACCUUCAGGAAGCGAAGAACCAGCUCGUGAUCUCCAUGGCGGAGAUGCGGAAGACGCAGAAGGAGCUGGAGGACAAGAUCCUAAAGCUGCUCGCGGAGUCUGAGGGCGACAUCCUAGCAGACGAGAACCUGAUCGUGAUCCUGGGGGAGGCCAAGGUGACAUCAGACGAGAUCGCAGUGAAGGUGGCGGAGGCGGAGAAGACUGAGAAGGAGAUCGACGAGACGAGGGGCAAGUACCGGCCGACGGCCUUCCGAGGCUCCAUCCUCUUCUUCUGUGUGGCGGAUCUUGCGGCGGUUGACUCCAUGUACCAGUACUCCCUCCAGUGGUUCCUCCAGCUGUUCGAGUCCGGCCUUGAGAACUCCCCGCCAGCAGAGGAGAUUGCUGAGAGGUGCAGGAACGUCAACGAGUUCUUCACCUUCUCACUCUACAAGAACAUCUGCCGCGGGCUGUUCGAGAAGGACAAGCUCCUCUUCUCCUUCAUCCUCUGCAUGAAGAUCAUGCAAGGCGACAACCGCAUCGACGCCGCCGAGCUGAGGUUCUUGCUGGCAGGGGCCACCAGCAACGAGCCGCACAUCGCGAACCCAGCCAAGGAGUGGCUGGUGGACAGCUCCUGGAACGACAUCUCAGGCUUGUCAAAGUUGUCAAAGUUCCCGGAGUUUGACGUUGAGUUCUCGUCCCGGGUGUCCGAGUGGAAGGCUUUCUUCGACUCCAACACGUGCUAUAAGGACCCUCUCCCCGGCCAGUGGGACUCCUCCCUCUCCACCUUCCAGAAGCUCCUCGUGCUCCGUUGCCUGAGGCAGGACAAGAUACAGGACGCCAUCAUGGGGUUCGUCACGGAAGAGAUGGGAGAGAAGUUCAUUGAGCCUCCUCCCUUCAACCUUCCCCUCGCCUUCGACGACUCUCUUUCCACCGUCCCGUUGAUCUUCAUCCUCUCCACAGGGGCAGACCCGACCAUGGCGCUCCUCUCUUUCGCACAGAGCAAGGGCUUUAGCGAGCGCCUCGAGUCGAUCUCCCUGGGACAGGGCCAGGGCCCCAUAGCCGAGAAGAAGCUCGCGGCCUCGACCAAGAGCGGCUCCUGGCUCCUCCUACAGAACUGCCACCUGGCGGUCAGCUGGAUGCCGAGGAUGGAAGCGAUAGUCGACGGCUUUGACCCCAACUCUCUGCACCCUGACUUCCGGCUCUGGCUCACUGCCAUGCCCUCCCCCCAGUUCCCCGUGGCUGUGCUUCAGAACGCGGUCAAGAUGACGUUGGAGCCGCCCAAGGGGCUCAAGGCGAACAUGAUGGGCUCGUUUCAGAACUUCAGCGACGAGUUCUUCGAAUCCUGCCAGAAGCCGGACGUGUUCAAGAAGCUCGUCUUCUCCCUCUGCUGGUUCCAUGCUGUGAUGCAGGAGCGCAGGAAGUUCGGACCCCUCGGCUGGAACAUCUCCUACGACUUCUCCAACUCGGACCGAGACAUCUGCCUCGGCCAGCUCCAGAUCUUCCUCGACAAGUACGAGGAGAUCCCCUUCAAGGUCAUCUUUCAGCUCUCCGGCGACGUCAACUACGGCGGCAGGGUGACCGACGACUGGGACCGCAGGACCAUGAACACGCUCCUCGCCGGCUACAUCUGCCCAGCUGCCCUCCAGGACGGCUACCAGUUCUCAGCUGACCCCAGCUACUGCCAACCCCAGGCCUCCUCCUUUUCCGACUACCUCGAGUGUCUCCAGUCCUGGCCCCUCCAACCGAGCCCGGAGGCCUUCGGCCUGCACGAGAACGCCGACAUCACUUGCGCGCAGAACGAGGUCCGAGCGCUCUUCGAGAACGUCCUCGCGCUGCAGCCCAGGGUCUCCUCGGGGAGUGGGAUGAGCAGGGACGAGACGAUAGACAUGAUCGCUGAGAACAUGCUGAACAAGCUCCCCAGCCCCUGGCUGCUGCUCGACGUGCAGAAGCAGUACCCGGUCAUGUACGAGGAGUCGAUGAACACGGUGCUACAGCAGGAGUGCAUACGCUACAACAACCUGCUGGUGACCAUGAAGGCGACGCUCUCCGACGUCAGGAAGGCGCUCAAGGGCCUCGUGGUGAUGUCUGCCGAGCUCGACGCGCUGGCUACCUCCCUGUUCAACAACCAGGUCCCUGGCGCAUGGGAGUCGAAGGCGUACCCGAGCAUGAAGCCUCUCGCGCUCUGGCAGGAGGACCUUCACAAGCGAUGUUCCUUCAUCCAGCUGUGGAUCGACGAGGGGAUCCCCGUCACCUUCUGGAUCAGCGGCUUCUUCUUCCCCCAGGCCUUUCUGACGGCCAUCUUGCAGAACUUUGCGAGGAAGCAGCAGAUCGGUAUCGACACCAUCAGCCUGGACUUCGUCAACCAGACGGUGGAGCACACCAGCAUCUCCACGAAGCCUGAGAACGGCGCCGUCGUGUGGGGACUCUUCCUGGAGGGAUGCAGGUGGGACAUCUCUCAGAACAGUCUCAUCGAGUCUAGACCAAAGGAGCUUUUCACCAGCUACGUUCCCAUCCUCCUCCUGCCCAUCCAGCAUCGUCCGAAGCCGAAUCCUGCGACGACGCUCAUGUGCCCCUGCUACAAGAUCCUGACGAGGAAAGGCGUCCUGUCAACCACCGGGCACUCGACAAACUUCGUGACGACCAUCGAGGUCCCUACCAACACAGCACCCGAGCACUGGGUGAAGAGAGGAGUCGCAUUGUUCCUUGCUCUUGCUUACUAG
Messenger RNA from Guillardia theta CCMP2712, 11913 nucleotides. RefSeq lists its product as hypothetical. The coding region runs from base 1 to 11913 and encodes 3970 amino acids. The record is from RefSeq and is a predicted model, not a curated record. Gene Ontology annotation, molecular function: ATP binding; dynein light intermediate chain binding; minus-end-directed microtubule motor activity. Gene Ontology annotation, biological process: microtubule-based movement. Gene Ontology annotation, cellular component: dynein complex. The transcript has 12 exons. Lineage: Eukaryota; Cryptophyceae; Pyrenomonadales; Geminigeraceae.